CGGGUGCCACCCGCGAUCGAUGGUGGUGACCCCUGUCACCCAACCAGCGAGCUACCCCAGACAAAAGUCGCGGCGGCCGGCCAGCGGCGGCGGCGAUUAGAUCGCGCGAUGUGGCUCUAAGAAAUAUCGCGGUAUCACUCGCUGUGGUUGAACAGCACAACACGACAAGCCCACCCACGCCCUCUCCCUGGCACUCUUCUUUCCUCAUCCUCUCAAUUACCUCUCUCUUUCUCUUAGGGCUGGAAACUUCAUCUUUUCUUUACCACCGCACAAUCUCAACCACAACCACAACCACAACCACAAGCUCAAUUUACACACGCCCCGAUUUACCAGCACAGGUGCACUUGCGCCGCACCACACCACACCACACCACACCACACCUUGGAUUUCUGACGCUGAAGGGAAAAGGAGGGAAAGAUGCAUACCUCCAUAACGCGCGCGCAGAACGCGUUUGGGUUCUUCACGACGGUGGCGUUUGUCGUUGCGCUCUUCGUGGCGGGGAGUGAUUACCUCGUUGCGCGGACGCCGGGGGCGGAGGUUAAGGUUGGGAGUGGAGGGGUUACGGUCACGAAAGGACGACCGCACUACUACAGCACCAAGAAAGAAGAACACGCCAGCAUCCGCUUUGAUCUCAACGCCGACCUGUCGAGCUUGUUUACCUGGAACACGAAACAAGUAUUCGUCUACGUGACAGCGGCGUGGAACGAGACCGCAGGCAGCGCGGAGGCAGCACCGAACGAGGCGGUCAUCUGGGAUACGAUCAUCACCAGCCCUAGCGCGGACCACUUGGCGAAUCUGCCGAAGGUGGCGAAGCGGAAGCUGGUGGAGAGUGGGAGGGGGAAGAGCGUUGAUAGUGGGCGCGGCAUUAUUAAGUUGCGCAACCAAAAACCAAAAUACCAAAUCACCGCCCCCACCGGCAAGGUCGCGCAAGCCCGCGGCGUCACGCUCCGUGUGAGAUACAAUGUGCAGCCGUGGGUUGGUGCGCUGGCGUGGGAUACGGAGGGGGAGGUUGGGCUAUGGAAGCCGAUGAAAGGGGGGGAGAGUAAGAGGUUCGAUUUACCGGCUGUGAGGGAGAAGGGGGGGAAGAAGGUUUAG
Pseudogymnoascus verrucosus is the source of this 1095-nucleotide messenger RNA. RefSeq lists its product as uncharacterized. Lineage: Eukaryota; Fungi; Ascomycota; Leotiomycetes; Thelebolales; Thelebolaceae. Bases 418 to 1095 code for a protein of 225 amino acids. The record is from RefSeq and is a predicted model, not a curated record. Gene Ontology annotation, cellular component: membrane; signal peptidase complex. Gene Ontology annotation, biological process: protein targeting to ER. The transcript is spliced from 3 exons.